Lentinula edodes (shiitake mushroom) is the source of this 2501-nucleotide messenger RNA. Its product is annotated as P-loop containing nucleoside triphosphate hydrolase protein. Gene Ontology annotation, molecular function: ATP binding; ATP hydrolysis activity. Bases 62 to 2233 code for a protein of 723 amino acids. The transcript has 26 exons. The record is from RefSeq and is a predicted model, not a curated record. NCBI's taxonomy places the organism in Eukaryota, Fungi, Basidiomycota, Agaricomycetes, Agaricales, Omphalotaceae.
GGCGCUAAUUUGUGAUUCUUGAUCUAGUCUUGACCUCAGGCCUGGUCUUGACUCAUUUGUCAUGUCCUCCGAAGAUAUCGCAGAGGAAAUCAGAAACUCCUUCCCUGGCACCGAAGAAGUAAUUGUCCAGUAUUUAUCUGGCUAUUUGGUCGAUGAUGCUGGCGAAGAAGAGGAUGUUUUGCAAGUUGCUCGUGAGAUGCUGGAGUCAUUAGCUGGGGGUCAAAAUGCGGAGCUGGAGAAGCUCAUGAAUCGACUGGGGGACCUGCUUGAAGACAUGCUUAUUGCCCGGCAGAAACGCAAAACUGGUCCCAAACUGCUUCAAAAAUUGGAUAAAGUGAUGGAUAUGAGCAAAACCCAAAUAUCAAGUACGAUAGCACUGGGAGAGGGAGUUGAUUUGGAGUCAAUCAAUAAGGGAAAAGCAUCCAAAGUAGAUGUGAAGAAAUUGGAGAAACAGGAAGCAAAAUUGAAGGCCAAGAUAGAGAAACGUUCGCGGAGGGACCUCUACGAGGGAUCCAAACUGCUAGAUGCUCACCGGAAACAGCAAACUUACGAGGAAAUGUUUAUGAAAAUCAAUCCGUUAGAGGCAGCCAACUCGAGGAACAAGAGCAAAGACAUACACCUUCCCUCAAUUGACGUCAGCUUCGGUUCAAAUCGUAUUCUAUCUGGUGCAACUUUGACGCUCGCCCAUGGAAGGCGAUAUGGUCUUAUUGGUCGGAACGGUGUCGGUAAAUCGACACUCUUGCGCCACAUCGCGAUGAGAGAGGUCCCAAUUCCAGCUCACAUUACGAUUCUUUUCGUUGAACAGGAGAUUAUUGGAGACGAUACAAUCGCUAUUGACUCGGUAUUGAAGGCUGAUGUUUGGCGUGAUCACUUGCUGAGAGAGGAGGCCUUACUUAACGCGAAGCUAACCGAACUUGAGGGCGAGGGCGAUGACAAACGGUUCGAGGAUGCAAGAGAAGAGGCAUCUUCACGGCUGGCUGAAGUUCAUGCACGUCUUUCAGAAAUGGACGCGGAGAGCGGACCAGCCAGAGCUGCAGCUUUACUUGCCGGCCUGGGAUUUGACGAAGCGGAUCAGAGGCGACCGACAAAAUCGUUCAGUGGUGGUUGGCGAAUGCGUUUAGCUCUGGCGCGUGCGUUGUUUGUCAAGCCAGCCCUCUUAUUACUCGAUGAACCUUCAAAUCACAUCGAUCUGAACGCCCUUGCCUGGUUAGAGGAUUAUCUUCAAACCUGGGCGGGAACUCUUCUAGUUGUAUCUCACGAUCGAGCUUUUCUUGAUGCAGUUGCAACGGAUAUCGUUCAUCAGCAUUCGGGCAGAUUGGACUAUUACAAAGGAAACUUCACGCAAUUCUAUUCUACUAAGUCAGAGCGGGAUCGAAACCUACGCAAAGAGUACGACGCUCAGAUGGAUUACCGCAAGCAUUUGCAAGCGUUUAUCGAUAGAUGGAGAUACAAUGCUAAUCGCGCUGCCCAGGCUCAAUCGAAAAUCAAGAUUUUGGAAAAGCUACCUGACCUUGAACCACCUGAAGAGGAUGAAACAGAGAAUUUCAAAUUCCCGGAAACGGAAAAAAUAUCCCCUCCCUUAUUGCAGAUGUCCGAAGUAACGUUCGGUUAUACCCCUGAAAAAAUCAUUUUGAAUGGUGUCAGUUUUGAUGUCGGAUUGGACUCGAGAAUAGCUAUUGUCGGAGCUAACGGUUCUGGAAAAUCUACACUAGUCAAGAUACUAACAGGGGAGCUAAAUCCAUUGGGCGGGCAAGUGAAUCGGAAUGGUCGACUACGAGUAGGAUACUUUGCCCAACACCACGUUGAUUCUCUCACACCGACAAUGACACCCGUUCAAUUUCUGGCCUCCAAAUUUCCGGGAAAGACCGAGCAAGAGUACCGUCAACAUUUAGGAAACUUCCAGAUCAGCGGUAUGACAGGCCUUCAAUUAAUCGGUACUUUGAGUGGAGGUCAAAAAUCUCGUGUCGCUUUCGCGGCUCUUUCCCUUCAAAGACCACAUAUCUUAUUGUUGGACGAACCUACCAAUCAUUUGGAUAUUGAGGGUCUGGACGCUCUUAUGGAGGCAUUGAACUCGUGGAAUGGAGGUGUGAUCAUCAUAUCGCACGACGAAAGGUUCAUCACGAACGUCGCUCAAGAACUGUGGGUAUGUGCCAAUGAGACCGUCAGCAAAUUCAGAGGGGAUGUUCAAAGCUACAAGAGCUUAAUCGUGAGCAACAUCAAAAUGAAGCCCUAAGUAGACCAUUUACUGUAAUCUUUGCCCGAUGUGUAUCAACAUAUCUAACCGGUGUAUCGAUGUUUACAAAAAGUUAUCUGCCAACCCCCUUUAGGAUUCUUAUGACUGACCACCAUUUUAUGCGUACGGACUUCGUUGCACCCCAUCUGUGAUAACUAAUGGGCCGAAUUCAAUGACAGUUAGCCUCUUCUGUCGAAUGGUUGGUAUCUGACGGUAUUCGAUUUGUCUCUGACUUUGUAUAGGGUUGUUGUAGUCAUGAUCACAUUCG